This is a messenger RNA of Cannabis sativa, 1437 nucleotides long. RefSeq lists its product as uncharacterized. Lineage: Eukaryota; Viridiplantae; Streptophyta; Magnoliopsida; Rosales; Cannabaceae. The record is from RefSeq and is a predicted model, not a curated record. The transcript is spliced from 2 exons. Gene Ontology annotation, molecular function: protein dimerization activity. Bases 1 to 1437 code for a protein of 478 amino acids.
AUGGCUGUUGUAUUACGGUAUGUAGAUAAAGAUGGACAUGUUAUUGAACGUUUUGUGGGGAUUGAACAUGUGGCCAAUACCACAGCUGUGUCACUUAAAGGUGCUAUUGAUAAAUUAUUUUCUAGAUAUGGAUUGAGCAUAUCUAAAUUGCGGGGACAAGGUUAUGAUGGGGCAAGUAAUAUGCAAGGAGAGUUCAAAGGUCUUAAAACUCUUAUUUUGAAAGAGAAUCCAUCAGCCUUUUAUGUUCAUUGUUUUGCUCACCAACUUCAACUUGCUCUAGUAGCCGUGGCAAAGAAACAUAUUCUAGUCGGCUAUCUUUUUAGUGUGGUAACUAGGGUGAUAAAUGUUGUUGGAUCUUCUUCCAAGCGUUGUGAUAUUCUUAGAGAAAAGCAAGAUGUUGUUAUUUCUGAAGCACUCAAGCGUGGUGAAAUUGCAAGUGGAAGAGGGCUAAAUCAAGAAACCAAUCUUAAGCGUCCAAGUGAUACUCGUUGGGAUUCACAUUAUGCUACACUGGUAAGCUUUAUUAACUUAUUCUCUCCCAUAACUGAUGUUCUUGGAACAGUAGUAGACGAUGCUCGAGAAUCUGAACAAAAGUUUGAAGCAAGUAAUCUGAUGGGUUUGAUGUCGACAUUUGAUUUUAUAUUUAGUCUACAUUUUAUGAAAGCAUUGUUGGGCAUAACAAAUGAAUUGUCAAAAGCACUACAGAGAAAAGAUCAAGAUAUUGCAAAUGCCAUGAAAUUAGUGGAAAUUUGCAAGAAACGAUUGCAAGCAAUGAGAGACAAUGGUUGGGAUUCCUUUCUUAUUCAAGUCUCAACAUUUUGUGCUAAAUAUAAUGUAUAUGUUCCUACUAUGGAUGAUAUAUAUGUUGUACAAGGUCGAUCACGACGUAAUGCUCAAGAAAUGACAAAUUUACAUCACUUUCGUGUGGAAUUCUUUUAUGCUGUUAUUGAUAUGCAACUUCAAGAGCUAAAUGAACCUUCCUUGUGCCCUAGUGAUUCAUUUGAAGCUUUUGAUAAAGAAAGGUUGAUCCGAUUUGCUGAGUAUUACCCUAGAGAUUUUUCUACUUUUGAGCUUACCAUGCUCGAUAAUCAACUUGAAACUUACAUUCUUGAUGUAAGUUCCACUGAGAAUUUCUUGGGUUUGAAAAGUAUUGGCGAUCUCGCUGAAAAAAUGGUUGAGACAAAGAAGCAUAUUGUUUAUCCUCUAGUGUAUCGACUAAUUACAUUAGCAUUGAUUCUACCUGUUGUUACUGCUACAGUGGAGAGAGUAUUUUCUUCUAUGAAUAUUUUGAAAAGUAGAUUGCGCAAUCGAAUGGGAGAUCAAUUUAUGAAUGAUUGUUUACUUGUGUACAUUGAGAAAGACAUCUUCAAUAGUCUUGACAAUGAAGUCAUCAUGCAGCGAUUUCAAAACAUGAAAAGUCGUCGAGGCAGAUUGUAA